GUAGUUUGGCAACUGCCACCAACCCGUUCUGACGUGAUGGCUGCGUUGGCGAGGAUCGUCGUAAUCUGUGGCGUUUUUGCGCCGUUGUUUUCGGUGAAAGGUCAAUCAAAUAAAUACUUCACUGAUACACAACCAUGGGAUUACUAUUACAGGAAAACGUUGGAUGAUUGCCCAGGAAGAUUUUAUCCAGAUCCUUACAAGUAUGUAUUUCUCCAUGUAUUCGAAGGAAAACCAGCAUUUAAAGGAGAGUUCAAGCAUAUGGUAGCCAUUGGAUGGACUACUGCAAACGGAAACAUUCAAUAUUUGUGUGGCGGGGCAUUGAUAUCAUCAAAGUUUAUUCUGACAGCUGCCCAUUGCUCUGUAAAUAGGGAAGGUUACGAACCAGAUACUGUUCGUUUAGGUGACAUUAACUUAGCUGAAGCAGUGGACGAUGCAACGGCACAACAGAUUGGCAUUCGAAGUUUCAGAAAACAUCCAGAGUACCGACCGAGCAGGAAAUAUUUUGAUAUUGCACUCAUCGAACUAGAAACAGAAGCAAUUAUCAAUUCUGCCACUUGCUUUGCAUGUAUUUGGUUGGGUAAAGAUGUACCUCAGGCAGAAAUGCAGGUUAUCGGAUUUGGCGCGACAGGUUAUGGCGAAAAUCUUAGUCCAACGCUACAGAAAGUCACAUUAUCAGCGGUCGAUAAAGAAAGUUGUUCUGAGCGAGUUCCAGUCAGUAAGCGUCAACAGCCAAAUGGUUUCGUCGAUGGCCAGUUUUGCGCUGGAAGUGAUCAUGCGGAUACUUGUGAGGGUGACUCAGGUGGUCCAAUUCAGAUUGAACGAAUAGAUAUUGAUGGAUCUGUUAUACCUCUUAUUGUUGGAGUAGUGUCAUAUGGUACGCCCUGUUCCAAAGGAUCACUUGGCGUAUACACUAGGGUAGCGUCCUAUCAAGAGUGGAUUGAACAAGAACUGCAACACCCAAUUGACUACGUAGCAUGCACAAGAACAUCAACCUGUCUUGGUAGGAAAACUGUCGACACAAAUAUACAUAGACCUUUAUAUCCUGGACCCAUUUUCCGUGUCGGACUGUUAUGGGACUCUACCAAUUUUAAUGCUUUCGAGUGUGGAGCUACAAUAAUAGAUUAUAGAUUUGCUGUGACAUCAGCAUCCUGCGUGCAGUUGAAACCCAUUAAACCACGCAGUAUCAUAGUAGAAACUACCGGUGAAACUGUAGACAUUGAUGAGAUCAUUUUACACCCGCGAUAUAGGGCUGAUAAGCCGGUGCAUGACAUCGCAUUACUAAAACUGUCAAAAUUUAUCGAUCCCAACACGGAUGUUCUGCCAGCAUGUCUUUCGAAAAAAGAUCUCGAAGAAUUAAAUAUCUGGCAUCAAAGUGUCUCUGCAUUCGGAACUCGAUACGCAAACAAAGAAUCAUUUAAAAAAGAUGACUUUGAACGCUACACUAUCGAAAUGUAUGAGUAUGAAAAAGAUAUCCAAUGUGUAAAUCCCGAAUUUUCAUCAAACAGUUUUUACUGCUUCAAUAAUUCUGUCGAUUUCAUACCUACUGUGUGUAACAUGGACUACGGAGGCCCUGUUUCAGGAAGAGAAUCCUCAAAAAAUGUGCCAUAUCUCUUAGGAGUAGUGUCCAAGUUAAGUGAAAGUUGCGGAGAAGAUGUGAUUGUAGUAAAAGUAAAGGAAUACAUCGAUUGGAUUGAAAGUGUUGUCCUAGACCAUACCAGUGAGCGAUUGAUUUUUCAAUGAAUAGAAAUAAACAAUGUAAAUUAAAUUUGAAUCAAAGUUUUUUUUUUAUAUACACUAAUACCUCUUUUUAUGCAUGUUUUUUAUGCACUUUUAAUUUAUGCACCUUUUUUAUGCCCUGCAUAAAAAGAGGGAAAGCUACUCAGAACCAAUAUUGUGCAUAAGAAUAUUUAAUAAUGACAGGAACUAUUGCAACGGUCACCCAAAGGAAGGAUACAUAUUCAUGUUUGGGUGUUUCCGAAGGUCUCAUGUGCGUUACAUGGGCUUCGAGUGGGUCUUGAGGGGAUUUCGGAGU
Messenger RNA from Aedes albopictus (Asian tiger mosquito), 2032 nucleotides. Its product is annotated as CUB and peptidase domain-containing protein 1. The transcript is spliced from 7 exons. The record is from RefSeq and is a predicted model, not a curated record. The coding region runs from base 37 to 1740 and encodes 567 amino acids. Gene Ontology annotation, biological process: proteolysis. NCBI's taxonomy places the organism in Eukaryota, Metazoa, Arthropoda, Insecta, Diptera, Culicidae. Gene Ontology annotation, molecular function: serine-type endopeptidase activity.